UGCUUCCCUUGGGGCACAUCCUCCUCAACGUGACAGCUUGGACGAAACAAACUACGAAUUACGCUGACGUACAAAAUCGAAACAAUCUUUACCAGAAGCGACGCCGGGGUUUGACUCUUUGCGCAAUCUCCUCAGCCUGUGAUUGCCAAUAGAGACUCAGAGCUUAUAAGCGGCGCGGAGAUUUGCUCCCCAGGAAGAAGGGAUUACGAACCGGGGGGUCUGGGAGUUUCUUAUUGCGAACCGCAAAGGAAAGCUCGAUAAUGCUCCGCCGGUAGCGAGAUUCGAACAACACUCCGACAAACCUCUCCCUUCCUUCCGACGACGACCACGAAACAACAUCUCGAACAACCUAUUGACAAACCAUCGACAUCCUCAAGAAAUCUGCUGAAAUUAACCCGAAAUCCGAAGCAUACACCCUCCGAAACAACCUUUGACUUCGACCCGCCAUGCCCCGCCGUCGCAAGCCGCCCCGGCCAGGCGCCCUCAACGACCUGCCCCCGCUGCGCAUCGCCUCGCAGAUCGCGGCGCUACAAGGACUGUACUAUGCCGGGGCGCUGGUGCUGAUGCUCUUUUCGGCGCUCGUCGCUGGAACGGGGUUCACGCUGGAUACCGUCUUUGGAUGGGAGGCUGUUCGGGGAGAUACGACGCAGGGUUGGUUGGGGGCUUUCUUGUGGGUUCUUGAUGGGGGUUUCUGCAUGUGAGCUUCUUCCCUUCCUUCUCGUCUUUUAUACGGAGUGUUUGGGCUAGUUUGUGUUGUUUCUGGGAGCUUGUGGUCGCGGGAUGAAGAGAGAGAGGAAGGGAGCGAACGAGCGAGGGCAAGAGUCUGAAAAACCAACGUUAACGUACAACAACAGGGCUGUCGCAAUCAUCAUCCUCAUCGGCCGCUCGAAACUCGUACCCGACUUCGCGUUGACAAUGCACGGUGUACACCUCGUCGUCACGAGCCUAUACACCGGCCGCAUCCCACGGAACGCAAUGUGGUGGGGUGCCAUGGCUGCCAGCUCGGGUAUCUGUGUCGCCUUGGCGGUUUGGGGAUCUAGAUACCGCGAGUUGAGGCCAAUAUCGUUUGGUGGAGGAGGCGGUGGCGGCGGAAAUGCCGGUGCUGGGAGCAGCGGUGACGGGGCCGCGCAGAAUGGCGGCGCCGGAGACGAGGAGGAUGGGCUUGGGUUCUCGAGGGGGC
Colletotrichum phormii is the source of this 1180-nucleotide messenger RNA. Its product is annotated as integral membrane protein S linking to the trans Golgi network-domain-containing protein. Lineage: Eukaryota; Fungi; Ascomycota; Sordariomycetes; Glomerellales; Glomerellaceae. The coding region runs from base 447 to 701 and encodes 84 amino acids. The transcript has a single exon. The record is from RefSeq and is a predicted model, not a curated record.